AUGGUCCCACCCCACCCAAAUCCUUCCGCUUCCAUUGCCUCUUGGAAGUACGACGAGGUCAAACCUCUCCUCCUCUCAGCCGGCGACAUCAUCGGCGCCGAAGAAGCUGAACGCCGGGUGCUGAUGUUGGUCAACCCAUCCUUGACUGCCCCUUAUACAACCGAUUCCAUCUACGCCGGGCUCCAGCUUAUCCUCCCUGAAGAAACCGCGCCCGCGCACCGGCAUGUGGCCUUUGCCCUGCGCUUCAUCAUCGAAGGCACCGAUGGCUUUACGGCCGUUGAGGGUGAGAAGAUCACCAUGGAGAAAGGCGAUGUGAUUUUGACGCCCAGCUGGCACUGGCACGACCACGGGAACGAGAACAAGGAAGGGAAGCCCAUGAUCUGGCUUGAUGGGCUCGACCUCCCGCUUUACCGGUACUUGCCCGUCAACUUUGCGGAGCCGUAUGCGGAAAAGAGAUAUCCGAGCACACCAGUCAAAGAGAGCAAAUUGCGGUUUCCUUGGGCCAAUGUCCAGAGGCAACUAGACUCUGUUGAGGGAGACUAUGCUAUCUACCACUAUCGCCACGAGGAUGGCAGCCACUUGUCCAAGACGCUGAGUGCUCAAGCGGAGAGAAUUGCCGCGGGAACAGUGACGAAGAAGAAGAGGGAGACGACGUCAUUUGUAUAUCAUGUGUAUGAAGGCAAAGGGUAUUCGACUAUCUUGCUACCAGAUGGAAAGACGGAGCAGGUGGUGAACUGGAACCCGCGGGACACGUUCACCGUACCGGCCUGGGCUCAAGUCUCCCAUACUUGUUCUCACGAAGCGGGUCAGGCGUACUUGUUUGCUAUCAACGAUCGGCCAAUGGUUGAGGCGUUGGGAUUGAGUCGGGAACAGUGA
Molecule: messenger RNA, 876 nt
Organism: Coniosporium apollinis CBS 100218
Lineage: Eukaryota; Fungi; Ascomycota; Dothideomycetes
Product: gentisate 1,2-dioxygenase
Exons: 1
Coding region: 1-876 (291 amino acids)
Molecular function (GO): dioxygenase activity
Source: RefSeq, a predicted model, not a curated record